Messenger RNA from Synchytrium microbalum, 2475 nucleotides. RefSeq lists its product as uncharacterized. The transcript is spliced from 8 exons. Lineage: Eukaryota; Fungi; Chytridiomycota; Chytridiomycetes; Synchytriales; Synchytriaceae. The record is from RefSeq and is a predicted model, not a curated record. The coding region runs from base 1 to 2475 and encodes 824 amino acids. Gene Ontology annotation, cellular component: axonemal dynein complex; axoneme. Gene Ontology annotation, biological process: axonemal dynein complex assembly; regulation of cilium movement; cilium-dependent cell motility.
AUGUCAGAUGCAGCCGAUGCAAGUAGUGACAGCGAUUCUGUAUCUCCUCGGACACCUUCUGAACCUUCAGAAGCAUCUAACGAACAACCACAACAGCAGCCAAGAAAAUCAGAAGUAGCAAAUGAGGCACCAGCACCACAAGCUCAACCAGCCGAGGAAGAGGUAGACGAAGAGGAUCAAGAAGAUCCAGAGUCUCCAAAGCCUGAGGACGCGUCAGCUCCAGCUUCUGCUGGUCCCAAUAAACAGGCAUCAACAUCAGCAACUCCAUCACCAGCAAAACCAACGGUAGCUGAACCAGCUGCUAAUCAUGGGCUAGAGCCAUUGGAUCCUGAACGAGAAGCUCGUAUAUCUGCACGUAGAGUGAGAGUUGAUGCCGCUAGAGCUGCGAGGGCUGCUGCUGAACAUGUGGAUGAAGAAGCACCGGCUCGCCUAAAAGUCAAACAAGAACACGGCUCGACAAUAUUGACCAAAAACAAUAUGGGCAAAGGAAAGGCACAAAUCGAUGCAUCCCGUCGUAAAAUCCAAUUAGAAAGAACGGGCGGAAUGGAACUUGUCACCAACGUUAGAGUCGGUGUCGUGUCUCGUGAAGCUUCGCGAAGAGCUGAAGCUGAAAGGAGACUCAGCAAGUGGGUUCAGAGUGACAAGAUCGCUCAAAUGUCUGCUCAAGAUGCCGGUUUGGAUGAGCAUGUUGAGGAUAAGAUUGGAAUUAGCAAAGGACCUUAUGCCUUGUUUGAGCUUUUGAAACAACAAGAAUCAGCAUGUGAUCGUAUAAUUGCUGCUAAAGAUCGGCUGAUUACCGAGUAUGUAGCUGAAAUGAAGGCUAGAGAUGAUGAAUACGUCAAGGAGCUGAAACAAGAGGCUGAAGAAAUAGAUACCUUAUUGGAGCGCAUGGAGCAACAAUACCAGACUUUCCGAGGAACGCUGCGAGAAGAAUCUGAAAAGAUUGAACGUGCUCUAGUACAAUCGCAACAUGAAAUGAUUGAUGAGAACUCUAAGGAGAUUGAAGGACUGCUGGAAGCUCGUCGUUCAGCUGAAAGAAACAACAUGGAUGAACGAGCAAUCCGUGUAGAUUCCAAUCUCAAUGAGCUGGAAAAUCUACGAACAAGCGAUAGUGAAGAGUAUAAUGUAGUGAAAAUCAAGCUGGAGACGGAUGUGCAAGUGCUUGAGCAACAGUUACAGCAAAUGAGAGCUACAUACCAGUUGAAUACUGAAAAGCUCGAGUACAAUUACCAAGUGUUGAAGAAGAGAGAUGAGGAGAAUGGAACAAUAUUGAGUGCUCAGAAGCGAAAGAUUACUCGACUCACGGAUCAUGUCAAUGCACUUAAAUCCAAGAUUGCAAAAGCAGAACGUGGAUAUGCUCAUGAGCAAUUGGUCUUGAACGAUGACCAAGCCAGAAUAACAGAGCAACUGCAAGAACUGGCACGCAAGUUCAGACACUUCCAGCUAGCCGACCAAAAAAAGUACAAGGAAGUGUGGGCCAUGAACGAAUCAGUAGCAUCUGAUCUCGUAAACAAGUUGUUACAAGCCGAUCAAAUCAUCCACGAACAACAGCUGGGCAAUACCUGGAAACCUCCACAAGAAUCAGCUGAUGUCGUCAACAAGUCAAUUGAUCCAAUGAUGCUUGACAUGAUGAAUUACAGCAAUAACAACAACCCUUACAACAAGAAUGGUCCUGGAAACAACAAGCAAGAAGACGCAAUCGCACUCAUCCCACGCCACAACUCUCUAUGCAUCCAGCUCCACAACACCGCCCAACAAGACAAAAUCUUUGUCCCAUCUCAAAUUUCAGACGCUUUACGACUCUUUGUAUCUGAAUGCUCGUUUUUAAUCGACGAGCGUCUGAUUCCAUUGAUUGCUCCCCUCCCUAAACAAGAACAAGACGACACUUUGGCUGAUGCCGUAUUGCAUGCUCUAGGAUGCAAGUCAGUUGACGAUGCUCUUGCCUUUGUGACUGCGUUGGUUGACGCAAAGGGUGCUUUGAUUGAUCCAAGCCAAGUUGUGACAAGUAUCAAGAGGGUGCUGAAUGAGCGUAAAGGACUUGUUCAGAGACACAAGAGCAAUGGUAGUGUCGUGGGAGACAAUGAGUCGGUAGUUGAUGAUUCGAUAGAAGAGCACUCUGUCGCUCGAGUAGAUCCAAAGCACGACCCUCAUCGUGCAUACUGGGAACGUAUGAGCAAUGUCGUUGAUGAAAAAGGCUUCCGUGUCUGGACGGCCGUUCACGUAGUCAUGGAACGAUACAACACCCUCCUUUCCGAACGUUCCUGUCUUGUACACGACAUUGACCACCUUCAACGACAAAACGAGGAACUAAGCAAGCUGCUCAAGGACUACAUGACUGCACCCAUCAACGAGUCUCUGUGUGUCCCGCCAACUCAUAUAAUGUUGGCUCAGGCUCAAGCUUCUAUGAAAUCUGCCAGUCAACAGAGACAGCAACAGUUGGGAGGUUUGAUAAGUACGAAGCCACUUGGGCGAUGA